Fomitiporia mediterranea MF3/22 is the source of this 1167-nucleotide messenger RNA. Its product is annotated as kinase-like protein. The record is from RefSeq and is a predicted model, not a curated record. Gene Ontology annotation, molecular function: ATP binding; protein kinase activity. The transcript has 8 exons. Gene Ontology annotation, cellular component: spindle midzone; spindle pole centrosome; spindle microtubule. Lineage: Eukaryota; Fungi; Basidiomycota; Agaricomycetes; Hymenochaetales; Hymenochaetaceae. The coding region runs from base 1 to 1167 and encodes 388 amino acids. Gene Ontology annotation, biological process: protein phosphorylation; regulation of cytokinesis; mitotic spindle organization.
AUGUUCCGCGACAAGUGGUUAUGGGCAAAGGAUACAAAUAAGCAAGACAUACCACGACAGUUUGAAUGUAUACGCGAACUUCAAAAGGGAACUUCUGCCACUGCAUAUGUCAUGAAACGAGAGGACCUUGUGCAAGGCGAAACAAGACUGUUUGUUGCGAAAGUGAUUGAUAAGUUUAUAAACCAUGAAGGGAAACGCAGAACAAUACCGGAAAUAAGAGAUUUUGUGAAAGACCUGAAGAAUGAAGCACGAAUUACGGCAAAAAUGCGGCAUAAGAACGUAAUAAUGUGCUAUGGAGCAUUUGAGAACGACAGGGAAUGGGUACUAGUAUUCGACUAUGCAGAAGGUGGCGAACUCUUUGACCGACUAGAGAAAGUUGAGUAUUUCAGCGAGGAAAUUGCUGUUCACUAUAUAAGACCUGAUAACUUCUACAUAAAGAGAGCAUACAACGAACAUACACCCUGUACUAAGGAUCGUCUUUUACUUGGAGACUUUGGAUAUGCACUUCAGCUUAAGAGGGAUACUAUAUUGGACCGGCCAUGUGGAACUAAAGAUUAUGUAGCACCUGAAAUAUAUAGAAUGGACGGCAAAAGUCUGAAAAAGUAUACAAUAGCAGUUGACAUCUGGUCAUUAGGCAAAUAUAAAGGGGAGGAUAAGGAGAGUGUUCGGGUACUCUUGGCAGCAGUCCAGAUAACUGAUGAACAUGUUGAGAAUGUCCUUUCAGAAAGCAAGUCAUACUUAUCUGACACAGGAAGAGAGUUUUUGCAUGGUUGCCUAUGUGUAAAUCCUGAUGAUAGAGAAACAGCAGAAAGACUUGUGAAAAUAGUAGAGCAGUGGUAUAAUGAACAAGCAAAGCAGCAUGGUCUCAAUUAUUGGGACUUUAACACAAUGGAGACAUGGAAAAAAUUCAUGAAAAAGGCAGUUGAGGAAAAGCAUAAACAGGAUAUUAAACAGACUAGUCAGAAAGCUGAAGGAGCAAAUAGUGAAAAACUUAAACCAAGAGAUACUGAAAGACACAAAGACCAUAGGCAUAGUAGUAGUGUAUUGGAUUUACUCAGGAGGAAGUCAGGAGAACACAUGUAUAGAAUCUUGUUAAGACAAAGUAGUAAUAGUAAGAGAACAGAGAACACAGUCAGUGAAAACCAUAGAAAAGGGAGAAAGAAAUAA